UCCUAACGUACGGUUCGCCAAUUCGCCACGUUGGAAGAAGUUGACGGGUAGCUACUGCUUGUUUGACAUUAGGGACUGUGUUUUGUAAACUUUACAACCCAGGCCAGGAGAUAUACGUAACACGUGUUACGAUUUGAUAGCAGUAGGUCGCUGAACUUUCGAAUCAAGAGCAACAUAAUUAUAUACACCCAAGAUGAAGGUAAAAGAGUUGCUCAAGACUGUCAAUGUAGCAUGGUCACCAGCAGCUCAACAUCCCAUAUUAUUAGCUGCAGGAACUGCAGCCCAACAACUUGAUGCAAGUUUUAACACAUCUGCUAGCUUAGAUUUAUACUCAUUGAAUCUGCAACAACCAGGAUAUGAUUUGGAAUUAAAAGCUAGUGUUGCAAGUGACCAUAGAUUUCAUAAAAUAAUAUGGGGUUCAUACGGUAAUAAUCCAGCUGGCAUAAUUGUUGGAGGCUGUGAUUAUGGCAUGAUAAAGAUUUAUUCAGCUGCAAAAAUGCUAGCUAAUGAUAGUAACUAUUUAAUAAGCAGUCCAGAUAGACAUACUGGUCCAGUCAGAGCACUUGACUUUAAUCCUUUCCAAGCAAAUUUAUUAGCAACAGGUGCAACAGAAAGUGAAAUUUAUAUAUGGGAUAUUGUUAAUACAACCACUCCAAUGACUCCUGGGUCUAGAAGUCAGCCAUUAGAGGAUGUGCAACAUAUUGCAUGGAACAAGCAAGUGCAACACAUUCUUGCUUCCACAUUUUCUCAACGUUGUGUCAUAUGGGAUCUAAGAAAAAAUGAACCUAUAAUCAAAUUAACAGAUGCAAAUUCAAAAGUAAGGUGGAAAGUGGUCCAGUGGCAUCCAGAUGUUGCAACACAGUUGUGCCUGGCAUCAGAGGAUGAUCAGGCCCCUGUAAUUGAAUUAUGGGAUUUGAGGUUUGCAACAUCACCUUUAAAAAUGUUCCAAAAUCAUCAACGUGGAGUUUUAUCAAUUGCAUGGAAUCCACAUGAUCCAGACUUGCUUUUAAGCUGUGCCAAAGACAACAGAAUAUUGUGCUGGAAUCCUAAUUCCGAUGCACCUAAUGGAGAAGUGAUUUGUGAAUUAGCACAAACGAAUCAAUGGAAUUUUGACGUUUCGUGGUGUCCGAGGCAUCCAGGAUUAGUAGUGGGAACCAGUUUCGACGGUCAUGCAGCAGUUUAUUCCUUAUUAGGUGGACAACAACAGUUGUCUGUAGAAACGUCCAACAAAAUUGUAGACUCUUUUCCCGGAAUGGAUCCUUUUACACAACCACCUUCUGCAGUCCAGGCAGAACCCGCGGUUGUAUUGACAAAGGCUCCAAAAUGGUUAAAAAGGCCAUUUGGCUCAUCCUUUGGAUUUGGUGGGAAGUUGAUAAUAUUUGAAAAUGGACCUAUAGAUCCCAAUCUACCUCCAAAUUCAAAUAGGAAAGUCAUCAUAUCACAAGUAGUCACGCAACCGGAUUUAAUCCAACGUUCAAACGAACUGGAGGAAGUUCUUAAAACUGAGCAAUACAGUGAUUACUGUAAAGGCAAGGUCGAUCAAACUGAUGAUGUACAUAGAAAAAAGAUAUGGAAUUGUGUGGGUGCAUAUUUUGGUGAAAAUGUGACAAAAGAUAUAUUAAACUUACUGGGAUAUGAUAUAGAAACGAUGAAUAACAAAUUAAAUCAGUACAUACCUCAAGAUGAGAUCAGCAACAUUACCGAAGGUGUUGGUAACUUGAAUAAUGUAGCUAAUGGAAAUGUUGUUGAUGGAUGUGCGGCAUUUGAUGCCAUCGCGCAAGAGAGCAAGAAAACAACCGCGGAUGCGCUCAGAAAUAAUAAUAUCGAAAUAAACGUAUCUGAUGAUGAGGAUGGGCUUAUAACUCAAGCAAUCCUCUUAGGGAACAUUGAAGCCGCUGUGUCUUUGUGUUUUGCAAAUAAAAGGUACGCAGAUGCAGUCAUUCUUUCAAUGGCUGCUGGACCCGACUUGUUAGCACGUACCCAGUACAGAUACUUUUCAGAACAUUCGGGUGCUCUUAAUUCUCUUAUCAAUUCAUUAGUUAGCGAAAAUUGGGCUGAGGUGAUUAAAAAUGCCAAUAUAAAUUGCUGGAAAGAAGUAUUGAUCGGAAUAUUUACUCAUUCUAAUCCACAAGAGCGCUCUACGUUAUGCGAUAUGCUCGGAGACCGAUUAGCAUCGUCUGAUGAUCCAGCGCUUGAAGAACAAGCUCAGAUCUGCUACAUUUGUUCUGGUAAUUUGAAUAAAAUGAUUGAAUCAUCCAACGCUGAAAUUCAAGAAGUCGUUGAAUUGGUAGUUUUAAUGCAAAAAGCUUUGGAAACGCAGGGUAUUAGAGACGUACAAAUAGAAGGGAAGAUUGCAAAUGUUUUAUCUCAGUAUGCCGAAAUGUUAGCGGCAGAAGGUGAUCUCGAUGCUGCACUGAAUUAUCUUGGAAACAGUCAAGAUGAAAAUGUUAUGAUGUUAAAAGAUCGUCUAUGCAGAGCCUUAGGCUACAUUCAGGAAUCGAAAGUCGUGCCGAAAGCGCCAGCGGUACAAAAUUAUUACGAUCGAACAAGAAGACCUAUGCAGGUUGCACAAAAUCCACUACACGCUGCAACGCAACAAGCAAGACCUUUCUUCGAUUCGAAUGUUGCCCCUACAAAACAAUCUUUCGUGCCACCUCCAAACCAAUUUAAUACCCAGCAGCAACAACAACAACCUUUCGGAAUAUCUCCACUCCAACCUCAUGUACAAUCUAUGCAAUACGAUCAAAUGCCCAACACUUACACUUCGUCAGCUAUGACUCAACCACCUCCUCCACCACCUCCUACAACUGGAUCAAGCGGAAUAGGAUCUCGACCGCCCAGUGUUGGGCCUCAAACAAGAUCGAAAUACUUAAUAGAUCCAUCUGUGAAAUCUCCUUCAACAUACGGACAAUCUGGUUUCCCUCAGCAAACAUCGAUGUACAAUAGUCAACAACAGGUUUCUCCGUUGCAAGGCUACCCUGCGCCGAACGUGUACCAGCCUCAAAUACCUGUUCCUACAAAUGCAUAUCCUGGACAAAACUUCCCGACUAUGCCAAAAGAACCUGAACCCUUUAAACCAAUUCAGCCAAGCGUAUUAACGCCAAUGCAGAAUCCGCCACAGGGUCAAAUUUAUGAACCAAUUAAGACCCAACCGCUUCCACAGACUUCAAUGUAUGGAAACGAGAAUCAACCACCACCGGUCGAUCGUUCGAUCGCUUAUCAGCUACCACCGCAACCUGCCGGAUGGAACGACCCACCAGCUGCAAAAUCCAGAAUGCAGCCAGUACUGGCAUUAUGCAACAAAAAUGAAAUGUCUGCGGAACAUGCCGGUACCCGGAAAUGGAAAGAAAAACAUUCGAAGAAUGUGAAUACGAAGUCAAAGCCAGACUACCAGACUCAGAAUCCAAUUUUGCAUCCAUUGAGGGGUGCUAUGCCUCAAUCAGAACCAAAUGUUUCACAGCAAGAAAAAUAUUAUCCUGAAACGCAAGUACCUUACAAUCCACAGCAAUAUACUCAGAAUAUUCAGAACGUUCAAAAUAUCGGCGCUCAGUUUGCCAAACCAAUGGAACCUGUGCAACCUGCAGCAAUGGCCAGAGCACCAGAGCCAGAGAAACCAAAACCACCGAUACCGGAGCAACAUGUGCACUUAAAAACAGUAUUUGAUGAAUUAAAAAAUCAGUGCUUCGAGAAUGCGAAGAAUCCACAAAUUAAAAGGAAAAUAGAAGAUGUAUCUAAGAAACUUGAAGUUUUAUAUGAUUGCCUUAGAGAAAAUAAGUUAUCCCAAAACACAUUGCAAGGACUACAUCAAAUAUCACAGAUGGUACAAAGCGGAAAUUAUACCGGAUGUUUAGAUCUUCAUACACAAUUAGUAUCAGGUCCAGAUUUCAGUCAAAUAUCUUCUUUUAUGCCUGGAAUUAAAGUAUUAUUGCUAAGUGCCCUUCAACUAAAUGUCUAUAUUAGAUAGAAUGCAAUAUACAAAAUCGGUAAUAUUUACAUUUAA
This is a messenger RNA of Osmia bicornis bicornis, 4000 nucleotides long. It is a transcript of the gene Sec31, whose product is annotated as protein transport protein Sec31A. The record is from RefSeq and is a predicted model, not a curated record. Gene Ontology annotation, molecular function: protein binding; structural molecule activity. Gene Ontology annotation, biological process: intracellular protein transport; COPII-coated vesicle cargo loading; endoplasmic reticulum organization. Bases 194 to 3964 code for a protein of 1256 amino acids. NCBI's taxonomy places the organism in Eukaryota, Metazoa, Arthropoda, Insecta, Hymenoptera, Megachilidae. Gene Ontology annotation, cellular component: endoplasmic reticulum exit site; COPII vesicle coat. The transcript is spliced from 15 exons.